ACAACUGUGGAGACCAAGGAACCCAAGAAAGAAAUCAAACCAGCUCUGGAGCUCUUGGAACCAAUUGAGCAGAAAUUUGUCAGCAUCAGUGACCUCUUUGUACCUAAAGAUUUGGGAACAGAGAGCCAGAUCUUUAUUUCCCGUGCAUAUGAUGCAACAACUCACUUUGAGACGACCUGUGAUGACAUAAAAGACAUCUAUAAGAGGAUGACCGGAUCGGAGUUUGACUUUGAAGAAAUGAAGCGCAAGAAGAACGACAUUUACGGAGAAGACUAACAGCAGUACAGCGUCCUAUUAGGACAAACUUAAAAUUCGGCAAAUAAUGUAUAUUGUAUGAAAUCAAUAUUGUAAGGCCUGCUUUUGU
Nannospalax galili (Upper Galilee mountains blind mole rat) is the source of this 364-nucleotide messenger RNA. Its product is annotated as rab GDP dissociation inhibitor beta. Gene Ontology annotation, biological process: vesicle-mediated transport; protein transport; small GTPase-mediated signal transduction. Gene Ontology annotation, molecular function: Rab GDP-dissociation inhibitor activity. Lineage: Eukaryota; Metazoa; Chordata; Mammalia; Rodentia; Spalacidae. The record is from RefSeq and is a predicted model, not a curated record. Gene Ontology annotation, cellular component: cytoplasm. The annotation marks the transcript as partial. The transcript has 3 exons.